Molecule: messenger RNA, 3234 nt
Organism: Coffea eugenioides
Lineage: Eukaryota; Viridiplantae; Streptophyta; Magnoliopsida; Gentianales; Rubiaceae
Exons: 6
Coding region: 1-2850 (949 amino acids)
Molecular function (GO): RNA binding
Source: RefSeq, a predicted model, not a curated record
AUGGCGCUCUCUCAUCUUCUUCGACCGAAAUCAGUCUUAAAAAUUGACAGAUACGGAUUUCCAAAACCCAUAAGAUGGUUCUCUUCCCAAUCUUCUGAUAUUGAGCUUGGGAAGUCAUCAAAAUUGAAGAAAACGUUUAUGCCAAGGGAAGAAAGGGCUGUGGCUGCAGAGUCUUUUGUAAAGAGGUACAUGGAAACAAAUCAAGGAGUCUUUCCCAAGGCAAGCCAUAUUCAAAAUGAGGUGGGUGGAUCAUGGCACACUGUGAAAGCAAUUCUUUGCAACAUAAAAGAUAAGAUACUCAGAACUCCUGUAUCGGAUAAUCACUACGUUAUUGAUGCUUCAGCUACUGCAGAAGAGACUGCAUCUUCUGCAUUCGUGACCUAUCAUUCUCUAGUUCAUGACCAUUCUGGCUCUGUAGUCAACACAGACCAGGUGCUACAACCUCAGGAUAAAGAUGUAAGUUUUGGACAUUCUACAACAGCGGCAGCAGUGGAUGCUUCUUCUGCUUUGAUAGUUGAACCAACAGCCUCAGAUGCUACUAAUAUGCAUAAAACUUCUGGUUCAUGUGAGCUUCAAACAACAUCUACUGUUCAGUGUACAAAUUCUGGAUUAGACAUUCAUGCAAGUCAGACAGAUGCAUCAGAAAAAGUUGACGUUCGCUUAAGUAUGAAAUACAAUUCUGAGAGCAUGGUUCAACCGAAUGCUGUUACAGAUAAUUCACAGCUUGAGUUGGAUAGCCUAUGCAUACAACCUAAAGAAUCAGUCUCAAACAUGUCUGAAACUUCAGAUAAUGGUCAUGUUUCAAGUUCUGAGAAGUUGUCUCACUUUGAACAUGAUAAAAUGAAUUCGACUGGCUGUCACAAGUGGCAAGAGAAUAAAACAAUGAGUUGUGUCCCAUCUCCAAAUUCGAGUGUUGAAAUCAGUCCGAAGUCUACUUUACCUGAUAAUUCACAGAAGGUCGGCAGCCUAGCAGAUAUCUUUAAGAAGUUUAAAGAUGAUGCAUCAGUUGCUGAUGCCAAGAAUGGAAAAUUGGAAUCUAAGGCAUCACUCUCUAGCACACUUCUUAGUCAUGGAAAAGAUAGCAAUUCACAAGUUGAUGCCAAGAAUGGAAAAUUGGAAUCUAAGGCAUCACUCUCUAGCAUACUUCUUAGUCACGGAAAAGAUAGCAAUUCACAAGUUGAGAGUCCUCAGGCAUCACUCUCUAGCAUACUUCUUAGUCAUACAAAAGAUAGCAAUUCACAGCUUGAGAGUCUGUUCUCUUCUGAUAUUCUACUGCCAAGUAAAUCCAUUAAUAAAUGCCAGGAUUUUCGUACAAAUAAGUUGGUUUCUGGUGGAUCUGAAAAUCAAAGACCUGAAGGGGAAAUGAUUGGAUCCAGCGUGACACAAACUGUUAUUCCCAAUAUGGCUGAAUCGUUCACUGGUUCUGGGAACUUUAUGGGUUUUGGAGGCACGAAAAGAGUGAAUAACCGAGUAUCAGAGUUCAUUACCAACAAAAAGAAAGAUAUUUCUAUGCGCACUCUCUUUGAGCAUUUAGAAGUGCCUGCACGGAAGAAUGAUACCACAAGAUCUGAGAUAAAGGAAUUAGUUGAGAGGAUCAAGGGGCUUGCAGGAGAGCCAUCCAUUUUAAGACAAAAGGAUAAUGUUUCUUCUUGUAAGACAGAUGAAAAUAGUCAGAAGAGCCAAUUGGGGUUUCAGUCACUGGCUAGUUUCAACAAUUGUGACAAGAAAGAAAGAAAGAUGUCAUCAGAUUGCCAUGCUGAUCAUAGAACAAGCAAGAAUGACGACCCACUUAUGGUACUACCUGUAGGUUCAAGGACUCAGGAUGAUGCAGGAAAUAGUACAGGUUGCAGCAAGCAAAGAGGACAUACACAAUUUGCUGUUCUGAUGGACAAAAAGGAGUUAAAGGAAAUACAGAAUAAAUUCUUGGUAAUGGAAGAGCUAGGUCAAAACAAGGCAGUAGUGAAGUUCCUGUCAACAGAUGUGCAAGAGAAUAAUAUAGUUAAGGCCUUCCAGCAUUGUGGUGAUAUCUUGAAGGUUGAAAUUUGGUCCUCUGAAGAGGAUUUCUAUAGGUCUGCUACCAUCUAUUUUAAGACAAGAGAAGGGUUGCGAAAUGCUCUUGAAGAAACUGACAUAAUGGUGACAAAUCGGAAUGUCACUGUGGAAGCUGCUGCUUCUGCGGAAGACAAAUCAUACAGAACCUCCAUCCCUAGUUUGAUUGGUGACCCAGAUGUCCCUGCAGGCUUGGUGAAGAAUCCAACGAGGACUAUCAAGAUAACACAGUUGACCUGCGACAUUAGCUCAGAUGAUGUAAUUGCAGCUCUGACAUCCUGUGGGAGCAAAGUUACUGGCUUCUUCUUAGGUGCACUUGAUUCUGUAGCUUUUGUGGAAUUUGAGACAGAAGAUGGCAAAGAAAUAGCUCUUGCAAAACAUUCUCUUGAUGUACUGGGGAAGCGAUUACAAAUAUCUCGAAUUGAUGCACCAAGAACGACGGCUGUAAGAGUUUUGUACAACCAGAGUGUAAAAGGAAGCAAGAUUAUUCAAGUGUGCAAUUCUCUUGGGAAAACCAGGUUUGUCCGUAUGAGAAGCCCAGGCAUCAUGGAUAUACACUUCAAGCUUGCAGAGUGGCCAAACAUGUUAAAGAUCCUAAACAGACUGAAUGCAGUUGCAAUAGAUGGUCAAACAUUGCUAGCUCAGCCUGCAAGUGUCUUCCCUCCGGAUAUCCUUCAAAUUCUAUGGAGCCAUCCGGAGGAAAGAAAGCAUGUAAAGACUGUGGUGCAAAAGCUGCUGCAAGAACUGGGGGAGGAUGUAGUACAUAAAGUUGGGCUUACUGAUCUUGCAGACUUCUAUUGAGAUGGAUGAUUAAGAGUAUCCUUACUAGGUUCUUGAUUUUAAAGAUGUUCACGUUCUCGACAAGUUAAAACUUUUUGGGAUCAAGAGUAACUGAUGAGCAACUGAAUUUCCAUAGUACAGUUUAGAUGCAGGUAAAAUUUUGUAGUACAGGGUUAUCAAGAACAUGAUAUUACCACCACUCCUACAAUGUCUCAACCGUAAUUAGAGCUUUUCUGUGGCAAUCUUUUUAGUGUUAUUUAGCGCAUACGAUUUAGAUAUCAUGCUUUGAUUUGGUAUACAUCUCUUUUGAAAUUGAGUUGCACAUUUGUAAUUGGGAAUUUGGGAUCCUCUAUAGCCAGAAAAUGGUCAAUUAGGCUAGCUAAAGUUGGAUGAUGAUAUUAAUUG